Durio zibethinus is the source of this 3098-nucleotide messenger RNA. RefSeq names its product oxysterol-binding protein-related protein 1D-like. The record is from RefSeq and is a predicted model, not a curated record. Gene Ontology annotation, molecular function: sterol binding. Gene Ontology annotation, cellular component: membrane; cytosol. NCBI's taxonomy places the organism in Eukaryota, Viridiplantae, Streptophyta, Magnoliopsida, Malvales, Malvaceae.
UGCUCUGUUACGGUCUCACUAAUCGCUUUCAUAACCCGGUUACCACAACACCCCUAACAAACAUCGCAAUCAUGGUUAAUAAAUGCGAAAAAUAGGGACAAAUACGUCAUUACAACGAUGAACGGGGCCAUUACUCAACGGACAAACACUUCCCCACCCCCUUCCCCCUCCUUCAAUCACGCACGUUAGCUGUCUCCCCCAACAAUCAUCGUUACUCCCAAAAACACCAAAAUUGAAAAAACUUUUUUUAAAAGAAAUCAAAUCCCAUGCGUUUACUUAUAUUCGUAAGGGAGGAUUUAAUUUUAAUGGCGUUUGGCUUCAGCUACGCAUAGAGGCCUCGCUGGCUCCUCUACUGAAAUCACUGACCACUGCCUUAAAUGGAUCUACGUGCUCACCGCACCUCUUCAUAACUUCUAGAUUUGGUUGUUGCUUUUAGCUGAAAACAGAUGAAUCCUUUGUGCUGCAUUGCUCCGGUAUCCAUCGAUCGUGACCGGGCCAACCCGGUGGUUACCAAAUCGGGUCCUCAAUGCCAGCUAAGCAUCGAAACUGCCGCCAGAAUCAUUAACAACUCUUCCAAACCAAGUUUCUCUUCUCAAGUUUCCUCCAUCAACGCCGACGCCGACAAAUCCUUGCCGUCGGUAACGAAUCACUCCUUGGCUGCAUUAUUCGACGACCCAAUCAUUGGAGAAGUUACUUCCGUCCACAGAGUCGCCGGGAUCCUAUACAAAUGGGUGAAUUAUGGCAAAGGAUGGAGGUCGCGGUGGUUUGCGUUGGAAGACGGAGUUCUCUCGUAUUAUAAAGUUCAUGGACCUGAUAAGAUUUUGAUGAGUCCGGCGAGGGAGAAGAGCGUACGAGUGAUCGGUGAGGACUCUGUCCGAUAUAUGAGAAAAGCUAACUGGAAUAACAAUCGGGCUAACUCGGCGUCAACUCACUGCAAGCCAUUUGGUGAAAUUCAUUUGAAGGUUUCUUCAAUUCGUGCAAGCAAGUCAGAUGAUAAAAGGCUUACCAUAUUCACAGGAACAAAGACUCUUCAUUUGCGUUGUUUGUCAAGAGAGGACAGAACUGCAUGGAUUGAUGCAUUGCUGGCUGCUAAAGAUCUUUUCCCUAGAUUGCUGUCAAGUAAUGAUUUUCAACCUUCUGAGGAUGUUGUCAUCUCAACUGAUAAGUUAAGGUCUCGGUUAUUACAGGAAGGCGUUGGUGAGGCAGUCAUUAAAGAGUGUGAGUCUAUAAUGCUCUUAGAACUUUCUGAGAUGCAAAAUCAGCUUAAGACUCUACAGCGCAAACAUAUUAUGUUAAUGGACACUUUGCGGCAAUUGGAGACGGAGAAAAUAGAGCUGGAAACUACUGUAGUAGAUGAAACGAAGGAACGUGAAUCAUAUUGUGGACAAGGAAGAAGAUUUAGUGAUUUCUACUCUGUCAUGUCAGAGGGUAGUGCAACUGAUUCUGAUGCGGAUAAUGAAAGUCAAGAUGCUGCAGAUAUUGAAACUGAUGAAGAUGAUGGAAUAUAUUUGGAUACAAAUGACUUUUUGUCUUCAGAAGCUUUAAGAAGUGCUUCCUACCGAUGUAGGGAAACUGGAAAUGGCUGUUUAUAUGAUAAAGAUGCUUUCUUUUCUGAUCGCUUGUGUGGGUCUGAAAAGGAAAUUCAGAUCAUUAAAUAUCCUUAUGUCAAAAGGAGGGAUAACCUGCCAGAACCAAAGGAGAAAGAGAAGCCAGUUGGCUUGUGGUCUAUUAUCAAGGACAAUAUCGGAAAGGAUUUAUCUGGGGUCUGUCUUCCUGUGUAUUUUAAUGAGCCACUCUCUUCACUGCAGAAAUGCUUUGAGGAUUUGGAGUAUUCAUACUUGGUUGAUCGAGCCAUGGAAUGCGGAAAGCAGGGAAAUGAAUUGAUGAGAAUUCUAAAUGUUGCGGCCUUUGCUGUAUCUGGCUAUGCAUCAACAGAAGGUCGACAGUGCAAACCUUUCAAUCCUCUUCUUGGGGAGACCUAUGAGGCUAACUAUCCAGAUAAAGGACUUCGUUUUUUCUCUGAAAAGGUGAGUCACCAUCCAAUGAUUGUUGCUUGUCAUUGUGAGGGUAAAGGAUGGAAAUUCUGGGCAGACUCCAAUCUCAAAGGAAAAUUUUGGGGACGAUCCAUUCAACUUGAUCCUGUUGGUAUUCUAACCUUGCAGUUUGAGGAUGGAGAGACUUUUCAGUGGAGCAAAGUUACCACUUCUAUAUACAAUAUCAUUCUUGGUAAAAUCUAUUGUGAUCACUAUGGCACCAUGCGCAUCAGCGGCAGUGGCAAUUACUCUUGCAAGCUCAAGUUCAAGGAGCAGUCUAUCAUAGACCGAAAUCCUCAUCAGGUUCAUGGAUUUGUGCAAGACAAUAGGACAGGAGAAAAGGUGGCCUUAUUGCUGGGAAAAUGGGAUGAAGCUAUGUAUUAUGUGCUGGGAGAUCUGACCAUGAAGCCAAAAGGAUAUGAUCCAAUGACAGAAGCUGUGCUGCUGUGGGAAAGAGGCAAAUCUGUUACUAAGACAAGAUACAAUCUUACCCCUUUUGCAAUAUCCUUAAAUGAAUUGACUCCUGGUUUAUUGGAGAAAUUGCCUCCAACGGACUCAAGACUGAGGCCAGACCAGAGACACUUAGAGAAUGGAGAAUAUGAAUUGGCAAAUGCAGAGAAGCUGAGGUUGGAACAGUUACAGAGACAGGCAAGAAAAUUACAAGAGAGAGGAUGGCAGCCAAGAUGGUUUCAGAAGGAUGAGGAUGGUUGUUAUCGUUAUAUUGGAGGCUACUGGGAAGCAAGAGAGAAAAGGAAUUGGGAUGGAAUCCUCGAUAUAUUUGGCCAGACUAGUGAUUCACCUUUGCGUUUAGUUGAAGAGAACUACCAUAUAAGGUAAAUCUUGAUCUUGGUUAUGGAUUUGGAUGAGACUUGGAAUCGUUUGGCAUGAACCCAGGUUGCAAUAGGCACUGCCAAUAGUAUAAAUUAUGACAAAUAUGCAUUGCAGCAACAAAUGAGACUUGGACAUUUCUCCUUCCCUCGCAUAUACGUUGUAAUAACACCAUGCUCGCAUGGUGAAAGUAGAAUUACAAAUGAAAAUAAAAGAACAAGAACAAUCAACUUUGAA